ACCGUUUGAACGUCUCCGUGCCUUGCCGCGGGGGUAGCUGGGAGUUGUAGUGUCGCGGCGCCAGUCCUGCUCCUCCUCUCAUGGCCGGCUCUGUGGGGCCGCACGGAGCAGAGGAUUGGGUCUUUGUGAGGGGCUGGAGAAGGCCGGGCACGGAGUGGCACAAGCAGCCAAGGAGACCAUCAUGAGGUGAUGCUUACAGAAGCUAAAUGACGCCUUUUACACAAAGAGGAGACGCAGUGAUUAAUGGCAAUGUGCUAGGGCGAAUCCAUUGGAAGAGUCCAAAAGCAACAAGACUUAAUUGCUUGCCAUAAUGAAGAAAAUCAGUCUGAAAACAUUUCGCAAGUCUUUUAACUUGAAUAAAAGCAAGGAGGAUAAUGAUUUUGUAAUGGUACAGCAGCCUUCAUUGACCAAUAACUUUGUGAAAGAUGACUCUCUGUUUGGCAGUUGUUAUGGCAAAGACUUGACUGGAUGUGAAAUAAACGAGGAAGACAAAGGUGGCAAAAAUAGACCAAAAAGUGAGAGCUUGAUGGGAACACUAAAAAGACGUCUUUCAGCAAAGCAGAAACAAAAAGGAAAGGGAAGCACAUCUGUGAACUCAGUAGAAGACGACACAUUUUCUUCUUCAUCUGCACCUAUUACUUUUAAAGACGUAAGAUCUCAGAGAUCAUUAAGAUCAACUUCACUUAGAACCCACCAUUACAGUCCAACGCCAUGGCCUUUGCGACCGACAAAUUCUGAAGAGACCUGCAUAAAAAUGGAAGUCAAGGUGAAAGCAUUGGUCCACUCCACCACUCCAAGCCCGGCACUUAAUGGUGUUCGAAAAGACUUUCAUGAGUUGCAAGCAGAUAAUGUCUUUCAGGAACAAAGCAAUGUGUUAAAAAAUACAGAAUCCCAUAACGGAGAUCUCCAUCUACAUAUUAAUGAACAUGUGCCUGUAGUUAUAGGACUUAUGCCUCAGGACUAUAUUCAGUAUACUGUGCCUUUAGAUGAGGGAAUGUAUCCUUUGGAAGGGUCACGCACUUUCUGUUUGGACAGUUCAUCCCCGAUGGAAGUUUCAGCAGUACCUUCCCACAUUGGAAGUAAUAGCUUUCACGAAGAGGAAAGUCAGGUGGCCCCGGAUGUAGUGGUGGCUCCGGACAUCUUUGUUGACCAGUCUAUUAAUGGUCUGUUGCAUAGUACUAAUGGAGUACUGUUUCAGAACUCCAGGGGAAGUCACAAUGAUGUCCCUCCACUUUCACCAUUACUACCUCCAGUACAAAAUAGUCAAGUCCAAAGGAACUUUUCAGGGCUUAAUAGCACAGAUGCACACAUGGCUGAAAACAUGAGGUGCCAUUUGAAUUUUGAUCCCAGUACUGCUCCGGGUGUGAGUCGCGUCUAUGACUCUGUACAAAAUAAUGGUCCCAUGAUAGUCACUAGUCUUACUGAGGAGCUUAAAAAACUUGCCAGACAAGGUUGGUACUGGGGGCCUAUAACACGUUGGGAGGCAGAGGAGAAACUGGCCAAUGUUCAAGAUGGCUCUUUUUUGGUUCGAGACAGUUCUGAUGAUCGUUACCUUUUAAGCCUAAGUUUUCGUUCUCAUAGCAAAACACUUCACACUAGAAUUGAACAUUCGAAUGGUAGAUUUAGCUUUUACGAACAACCAGAUGUGGAAGGACAUACCUCUAUAGUGGAUCUAAUAGAACAUUCCAUCAGAGACUCUGAAAAUGGAGCAUUUUGCUACUCCAGAUCCCGAGUACCGGGAUCAGCCACUUAUCCAGUUAGAUUGACAAAUCCAGUAUCGCGGUUUAUGCAGGUGCGGUCGUUGCAGUACCUGUGCCGUUUCGUCAUACGUCAGUACACCCGAAUAGACCUGAUUCAGAAACUCCCUUUGCCAAACAAAAUGAAGGAUUAUUUACAGGAAAAGCACUACUGAACUUGUGGGAAUCUUGCAAUUUUGCACUUUGGGAACAAAAAAGAUUUAAAUACAGUUUACAAACUUUAAUCGCUACCCGAAUAUUUUGCUGCCACACAAAUAUACUUUGGAAAAUUAGUGUAAUGCAUUAUUCUUUUCUUUUUUAAUUAGUAAAAGUUUUAAAACAUC
This is a messenger RNA of Rana temporaria (common frog), 2080 nucleotides long. RefSeq names its product suppressor of cytokine signaling 6 (gene SOCS6). Gene Ontology annotation, cellular component: phosphatidylinositol 3-kinase complex. The record is from RefSeq and is a predicted model, not a curated record. The coding region runs from base 311 to 1912 and encodes 533 amino acids. NCBI's taxonomy places the organism in Eukaryota, Metazoa, Chordata, Amphibia, Anura, Ranidae. Gene Ontology annotation, molecular function: 1-phosphatidylinositol-3-kinase regulator activity. Gene Ontology annotation, biological process: phosphatidylinositol phosphate biosynthetic process; protein ubiquitination; regulation of growth. The transcript is spliced from 2 exons.